Messenger RNA from Venustampulla echinocandica, 729 nucleotides. Its product is annotated as p-loop containing nucleoside triphosphate hydrolase. The transcript has a single exon. The record is from RefSeq and is a predicted model, not a curated record. Lineage: Eukaryota; Fungi; Ascomycota; Leotiomycetes; Helotiales; Pleuroascaceae. Gene Ontology annotation, molecular function: GTP binding. Gene Ontology annotation, cellular component: mitochondrion. Bases 1 to 729 code for a protein of 242 amino acids.
AUGAAUCGUCCGGAGUUUCUCUGGUCUGCUCCAAAGUUUAAGACGAUGGACUUUGGAGGCAGCCCUGAAGUAUGCUUUCUCGGACGGUCGAACGUUGGGAAAUCUUCGCUGCUAAAUACGCUCUUGUGUAAAAAGAUAGCACACGCGAGUUCGAAACCGGGCCGAACAAAAUUGAUGAAUGCUUUCGCUGUCGGAGGCUCAGAGGAUGACAAGACAAAUCAGAUUGUGGUGCUGGAUAUGCCUGGCUAUGGAAAGGGGGGAAGGGCAGAGUGGGGCAAGGAGGUUCUCAAAUACCUAGGGAAAAGGCGUCAGCUGAAGAGAGCAUUCUUAUUAAUUGAUGCUGAGCAUGGAAUAAAGGUCACCGACAGGCAGCUUUUGGCCCUCUUUGAGGAGCACCAAGUGCCAUAUCAGAUCAUCUUGUCGAAAGCGGACAGGGUGCUUUUCCCUGGGAGUAGGACGCCCAGCCCCACUGCUCUGGAGGGUCGGAUUGCAGAUCUGCGAAGGACAAUGGAGACUGUGAAGGAUGCCAUCCAGCCUAGUCCCGAGCACGGUGCAUACGGGGUGGGAGAGGUUAUUGCCUGCAGUUCUGACAAGUGGAUUGAUGGCAAGAGAAUGGGGAUCGAUGCUGUCAGACACGCCGUGCUUCAGGCCGCUGGGAUGGAGUUUCAACCAAGGAUCAAAAUGGUGAAGCCAAUGGAUAUUAUACCGCACGAGGAUAUAUUCCGAUGA